ACUAACGCGCGCCCUCAUCCCUCUCUCCACGACGGUGAUGAGACCAGCUCACGAGCAAGUCAAAAUCCAUUUCAAUCUGAAAACAACAACCUUUUUUUUUCUUCAGACAUCUCUAGAUCUCAAUUCCUUGUCUGAAGGAUAAAAAAAGUCACCUUCUUCUUCUUCCUCGUUACUCCGUCUCUAGCGGAUCAUUGUCGGUACUAUUCUCAAAUCUGCUUCUUUCCGAUCAAAGCUUGGAUCUUUUUGCUUUCUAAAACUUGGAUUUAGCUUCAAUCAAAUCGCUUCUGUAGAUUUUUGGGAACUAGCAAUGUUGUGAUCUCGUAACACACACACACACACACACUCUCUCUCUCUCUAUAUAUAUAUAUAUAUAUAUAUAUAUGGUUCCGAGGGUUGCUAUGAGGCGUCGCGCUGCGGAAGUUCCUCCUACAGAGCCGACGGAGAAGGGAAACGGGAAGAGUCAUACAAAUCGAAUAUGUCUGGUAGUGUCCUUAUCACUCUUGUUCUGGGCAUUGCUUUUGUACUUCCAUUUCGUUGUCAUAGGGAGCAGCACUAACAUGGAGAAUCAGAUCCAUUUGCAACCCCAACCAUCAUCGUCAUCAUCUACCUCUCUUCGGAUACACAAGUUCGAUCCUCGCAAAGAGAAAGAUCCUUUAGCUAAGCCUAUACUCCCUCCUGCUCCAGUGGCCACCACUUCCACUUUUAACCCUCCUGAAACCGUUGAGUUUCCGUUCGUGAAAGCCUUGAAGACAGUAGACAACAAAAGCGAUCCCUGUGGAGGCAAGUACAUCUACGUCCACGAUCUCCCCUCCAGGUUCAACGAGGACAUGCUUCGAGACUGCAAGAAGCUCAGUCUCUGGACCAACAUGUGCAAGUUCACCACCAACGCCGGCCUAGGCCCUCCCUUGGAGAACGUCGAAGGCGUCUUCUCCGACGAAGGCUGGUACGCCACCAAUCAGUUCGCGGUCGACGUCAUCUUCAGCAACCGGAUGAAGCAGUACAAAUGCCUGACCAACGACUCUUCCCUCGCCGCCGCCAUCUUCGUUCCCUUCUACGCUGGCUUCGACGUCGCCAGGUACCUCUGGGGGUACAACAUCUCCACCAGGGACGCUGCUUCUCUCGAGCUGGUCGAUUGGCUCACGAAGCGCCCCGAGUGGGAGAUCAUGAGAGGCAAAGAUCACUUCCUCGUGGCGGGUAGGAUCACUUGGGAUUUCAGGAGGUUGUCCGAGGAAGAAACCGAUUGGGGUAACAAGCUUCUCUUCCUCCCAGCUGCCAAGAACAUGUCUAUGCUCGUGGUCGAGUCCAGCCCCUGGAACGCGAACGACUUCGGGAUCCCUUACCCGACCUACUUCCAUCCGGCCAAGGACUCGGAGGUGUUCGAGUGGCAAGAGCGGAUGAGAAACUUGGACAGGAAGUGGCUGUUCUCCUUCGCGGGAGCCCCGCGGCCCGACAACACCAAAUCCAUCAGAGGGCAGAUCAUCGACCAGUGCAGAAACUCAAACGUCGGGAAGCUCUUGGAGUGCGAUUUCGGGGAGAGCAAAUGUCACUCCCCGAGCAGCAUUAUGCAAAUGUUUCAAGGCUCUCUCUUCUGUCUUCAGCCCCAGGGAGACUCCUACACUCGCAGAUCGGCUUUCGACUCCAUGCUCGCCGGCUGCAUACCCGUCUUCUUCCACCCGGGCUCGGCCUACACGCAGUACACGUGGCAUCUGCCCAAGAACUACUCGACCUACUCGGUGUUCAUCCCCGAGGACGAUAUUCGGAAGAGAAACGUGAGCAUCGAGGAGCGGCUCCUCCGGAUACCUCCAGAGCAGGUCAGGAGCAUGAGGGAAAACGUCAUAAGCCUCAUCCCGGGGCUGAUCUACGCAGACCCGAGAUCGGAGCUGGAGACGCUGAAGGAUGCGUUCGAUGUGUCGGUGCAGGCCGUAAUAGACAAGGUGACUCGGUUGAGGAAGAAUAUGAUCGAGGGUCGAACCGAGUAUGACAACUUCGUGGAGGAGAACAGCUGGAAGUAUGCGUUGCUGGAGGAUGGGCAGAGGGAAGCCGGGGGACACGUGUGGGACCCGUUCUUCUCGAAACCGAAGCCUGGAGAAGAUAGCGGCAACGAUGGCAAUGGAGGGACGACCAUUUCGGCAGAUGCAGCUAAGAAUUCAUGGAAGAGUGAACAGAGAGACAAGACACAAUGAGAAAGAGGCAGAACUCUUGCCACAUUUUGCUUACGGAUUGAGAUAUAGUUUUUGGUUAUUGUUGUUAUACGGACAAAAAAUGAUAUAUUUUUGUUGUUGUAUUGUAUCAAAAUGUAGUUUCUCCAGGUUUGGUAGAGAAGUUUGUUUGAUAAUCUUCUUGUAUCAGUAUCAGCUAAACACACUUGAGAUUAAUAAUGAGCAGUGAUCCUUUUCAA
Molecule: messenger RNA, 2398 nt
Organism: Brassica oleracea var. oleracea
Lineage: Eukaryota; Viridiplantae; Streptophyta; Magnoliopsida; Brassicales; Brassicaceae
Product: xyloglucan galactosyltransferase KATAMARI1-like
Exons: 1
Coding region: 381-2183 (600 amino acids)
Molecular function (GO): glycosyltransferase activity
Source: RefSeq, a predicted model, not a curated record